CUCAAGUCCCCACUGAAACGUUUCACUUAAGAACAACUUUUUGAUUCAAUACGACCCAGUCAGUUCGAGCACGUGUUGCGAUAAGUUCGCUUAUUGCGCGUUCUCGCCGUCACAUUUGGGGAGAAUUUUCGUUCCGGUAUCUACAUGGGGAAGUGUUUUUAGCUCCUGCGUGUGACAUUGCAUCUGGAUUAUUAUAAGUGCACUUUUAUGGAAAUGUUUCAUCUAUUUACCACCGUUACGCUUCUUCUGGCCUCUUUUGAUAUUUCUUUAUGUCAGCGGAAGGUCAGCAGAAAUGUAGCCUUAGGAGGUGAAGUCAAAACUGUCGCAAAUUUUAACUGUCCGGAGGAAUUUGGUUACUACCCUCACCCCAAUGACUGCACGCAGUACUACGUAUGUGUCUUUGGAGGAGCUUUGCUCGAAUCUUGCACAGGUGGACUCAUGUACAGCCACGAAUUGCAAACAUGUGACUGGCCAAGAAACGUAGGAUGUGACGGUGCCGAAAUAUCAGGUCCAGUAGCAGCGACAUCAGCGAGUCCACCCAGCAGCAGGACUCGGGAGGAAUCUAGAACACGCUACACACCCCCAACACCACCCCCAGCUCAGCCGGCGGCAAUCGUCACCUCCCGAGGACAACCCAGACAACUUCAGCACAACCAACAAGAAAUAAUAAAACAACGCCAACAGCAGCAGCUCUAUGCGGAUGCAGAAGAGACUCUUCCACCCGCAGAAGAGGUCGAAAGCGAUCGCCAACAAAGAGUCUAUCGGGGCCAACCAUCAACUAUUGGCCAAGUUCAAAAGGACAGAGAUGGGUUAAGACAUUCAAAUGCAAUUCCGACUUACAGUGGACGCAGUGAACGCAUUGGCGUUAUUUCUUUUGGUACUCAACAGCAACAACAACAACAGCAACCACAACAACAGUACAGCACAAUUGACGACAGACUUAGUAAUGACUUGACUUUGAAGAGGAGACGUAAAAGACAGACGCAACGAAGUCGUAUACGCUCUAUUGAAACUUCGUGGCGUGGUGGCCAACAAAAUUUUCAAACAUCGAGACUAAACAUAGGGCCUUAUACUUUACAACCCCCUCCUUUACAAAACCCAGUUUUUUCCUCCAGUUAUCAAAAAAGUAACUUUGUACCAAGCCCACUGAUUGAUGACGAAUUUAAACCUUUCGUUCCCAAUUAUCAUAUAGUACCAAGUCACACAGUUGCAAAAAAGGUACCUUUCACUUCAACUAGCAACGACUAUUUCACCGCUAUUACAACAUUUAGACCAGUGAAUCCAAUUUUAAGAGAACCCAACAAACUCAAGCACACUAUAGAUUACUACCGACAUGAAAACUUAAUGUUGCCGCAACACACACAUAUAAUAAACCACAACACUUCCUCUAUCAAAAUAACAAACCCCAAUAUCAACCUAUCAACUGCCAGUACCACAAGUACUCCUAUGUAUAGCGACAGUUCGAAAGAAGAAGAAAGUAACAAAGCGACGUCUGAUUAUCCCGACUUUCCUGAACAAUUUUUCGGCCCCCCUGCCUCCUAUUUCAAUUCAAAAAACAAAUACGAAAGUAUUGAAAAUCCCUUCGCAAAUCCUCACUUUGACUUUGAUAAAUUUUUGUCCGGCUUGCGUGAAGAACCCCCAACUACUACUGUCUCAAGCCCAGUUAACAAGCUCAAGUCCAAACCAAAAACAACAACUCCCCCAAAAACCCAACCAAGCGACUAUUAUUAUGAAUAUGAGGACGAUAACGAGGGUAGACGUGAGUCAAACGACGCGCCAAAAAAAAUUUAUUCGAGUCAAAUUAAACCCACUUUGAAAACGUUACCGAAACCAACCAAUGAUUACUAUUACGAGGAAGAGUACGACUAUCCUCAAAAAAAUAAUAACAAACCGGUCAAUGUCAGCAAAAAUGGUGAAAUGAAAUACUCGGCUAAAUAUCAAGGAAAACCUCUCAAAGCAAUAAAAACGACUCGAGUUCCUCAAAUUGCAACGACUUCGAUGCGCCCCACGACUAAGCAAUUUCUAACGAGUGAGACCUUUGCUUCGACCUCUACUGUUAGUUCGACCACACAAAAACCAAAAUAUACAACACGUCGCAAAUCUAAACUGACAGUACCGACGACACGUUCGAGAAGCAAACCACGACAAAGACUGACUGACGAUGACAAAAAGAUAAGGGUUGAUACCAGCAGUACCGCACCCGUACAACCCUCAGCCAUUUCCACAGCCACAGCAACGGCCAGAGCUUUGUACAACAGCAGUCAGUACAAUAGCAAUAAUUACGAUCCUUACUAUGCGCUGUACGAUGAUGACGUCGAGUUGUAUAGAGAUGACGAUUACUCGCAACAGUAUAAUAAUAACAAUAACAACGCUGCUCAAAGCCAAACACCUCACUACAGGAGGACUCCUUCGCCGGCAAUCCAGUCGACUCAGGAGGAGGCCCCCAAGCGUGGCAACUCGGGUUAUAUUCAGAAUAAUUACAAUAAUUACCAGCCGAAUUCAAAUUCCGAUUACAACGAUGAUAACAGUUACAAUAGUCAAGUAGAAGAUCAGAACGCUUACAGACAAGUAAACAGACAACCGACAAGGGGAGACAGAAAUGAUUUGAAUUAUUUAGAAGAAGCGUCGACUAAAAGAACUAUUACUACUACCACAACCAGAAAAACUACCACUAGAACAACAACUUUACGAACAUUUCCCCCUAAAAAGAGUACAUUCGCAAGCAGACCAGUCACAGCCCAUGAGAACAAAACACAAGCACAGUCUAUCAUUAAUACAUUACGAGAUGACCCGGGACCACAUCCUCUAACUCCUCAUACCAUUGAUCCCAAACAUAAUUCUAGCCUUGGACUAGACGAAACCACUACCUUCAGACCACAUUUACCUGACACACAGUCCAAACAAACGGCUGUUGUUUACAAGUCAGCGCCUUUUGCGUUAACAGACGAGCAUCUAACAACCGAAAAAGCCAUUAUAUUUCAUUACAUUACUAAAUCAUCCAGGUCAACUACUCUAGUCUCUACGGAAUCGCCUAUUAAAACUUCAACCGCCCAUAGUUUAAAAAACAAAACUUUUAUCGUUCCAACAACUUAUUCACCUCCGAAAUUUUUCCUCAAAUCUCUUUUACCUAAAUCUCUUACUCAUAGCACUACUCUUCCUAAUUUAUCAGAUACUAAACCGCAAAAAACGUUGAAAUCUGUGAGAAAACUAAUCAGUCCUAUUAACGUUAAUUACGGACUGUCGACUGUAACCGGCUCAAGUUUUGAAUCUGCCGAAAAGCUAGUUCCAGAAGUUGAUAGUAUCGGAAAUAGUUUGCCUGAUCGUGGUACACAAAGCAGCGAGGAAAAGCUAUCGAACGAAUAUGUCGAUGAACCAACCGAGAGUAAAGACACGAAACUUGUAACUUCUUCGGAAAGUCUGCCAGCGUCGUCAGAGGCAAUCACUGUUGCCUAUGACUCGAGCAAGGCUGAUGAUUAUUAUCUUGACGAUGAAAUAGUCAAUUCUCAUGAAGAGAGCAAGUUGCGACAUUACGUAGAACCAUAUGAUCGCUUUAUUAAUGUAUCUUCCGAAACCAAACGUUUUCGCACUACUAUAGAAAUCCCCCCACCACACGAUCUAAUUGAUGAUAGCUUCAAGCCAAAGCAAGAACCUGACCAAUCUCCAGAUUAUAAAAUACAGCCUUAUCCCAAACCAAUUGCACAAACAACAACAAGAAAAACGACAACGACUUCGACUGUUAAGACCACAACUACCGACUCUCCCAACACCUCAGUUCCUGCCAGAGUAUCCCGGGUUAACACUGCAAUUAAAUCACUAAUUGCAGUCGGGGGAACGCAAAGGCAAAACGUAAAAUGUCACGAAAGUCAAAAUGCCGAUUCAAAAUGCAACGACCCAAAGCAUCAGAGAACCAGUACUAGAGGCAGGGGAUCCACGCACUACGCCAAUGGAGGGAACAUUGUCAACAACGAGGUUACUGUUACAGUCAAUAGGGGAACCCCAGCAUCGCGGCCUCGCCCAACUCUGAAGCCUUCCACUUCUAUCGUGUCCAAGGCUUCCGAAUUCAUCGACAUCUACAGAUAUCCUCCGUCUAGACCUGCCCCAAUUUACCCCCAACCCCAGCCUGACAAAACUGCAGCCAAGUGCAGAAAAGACGUGUGCUUGCUGCCUGACUGCAGUUGUGGAGGAAAAGAAAUUCCGGGAAACCUACCGGUCGAAGAAGUUCCCCAAAUCGUUCUCCUUACGUUUGAUGACGCUGUAAAUGAUUUAAACAAACAGUAUUAUAUAGAGUUAUUCGAAAGUGGCCGCCGCAAUCCCAAUGGUUGUCCCAUAACCGCGACAUUUUAUGUUUCUCACGAAUGGACUGAUUAUAGCCAGGUCCAAAACCUAUAUGCCGAUGGUCAUGAGAUGGCUUCACAUACAGUGUCGCACAGUUUUGGGGAACAAUUUUCCCAAAAGAAAUGGACACGUGAAGUGGCGGGACAGAGAGAAAUAUUGUCCGCUUACGGGGGCGUUCAUCUGGAAGAUGUCCGCGGAAUGAGAGCUCCAUUUUUGUCGGUUGGAGGGAACAAAAUGUUCAAAAUGUUGUACGACUCAAACUUCACCUACGACUCGUCAAUGCCUAUUUACGAGAACAAACCGCCCAGUUGGCCAUACACCCUCGAUUACAAAUUGUUCCAUGACUGCAUGAUCCCACCAUGCCCCACACGUUCCUACCCCGGCGUAUGGGAAGUGCCCAUGGUUAUGUGGCAAGAUCUAAACGGUGGGCGAUGCUCAAUGGGCGACGCUUGUAGCAAUCCUCCCGAUGCCGAAGGCGUUUUCAAAAUGUUGACCAAAAACUUCCAAAGGCAUUACACGACCAACAGAGCCCCAUUUGGACUGUUCUAUCACGCUGCCUGGUUCACGCAACCACACCACAAGGAAGGUUUCAUCAAUUUCCUCGACAGUAUUUUGGAAAUGAAAGAUGUGUGGUUGGUAACCAACUGGCAAGCUAUCCAGUGGGUGCGAGACCCAACACCAGCAUCACGAUUAAAUUCGUUCCAACCGUUCCAGUGUGACUUUUCCAAUCGACCAAAACGGUGCAACAACCCGAAAGUGUGCAACUUAUGGCACAAAUCUGGAGUACGGUACAUGAGAACUUGUCAGCCCUGCCCUGAUAUCUACCCCUGGACUGGAAACACUGGAAUCCGCAGUAGCCGCAUUGACAACGAUAUUGAAGAUUAAUUCUAAGGGCCACAAGAAAGUAAACUGAUACAAAGUUGUUUUAAGCCAAAGCAGCGUUAUUUUAAAUGUUGCUAAUACAUAAUUAAAUGCAUUUUGGUUUUAUUCUAAGUAAUGGAGAAAAAUUGCACUAGGUAUAUCGAACGUUGUUAUUACUCGGUUCUAACGUGACCUGUUUGUAUGACUCAUUACUAUUACAUUAUUUCAAAGCUAAUAGUACACUAGUCAUUUAAAGGGUGCCAAAUUUCGGCCAUUUUGUUUCCUACUUAAUUUCGAUUUUAUUUUAAAUAACGUAGCUUGCUUCAGAUUUCUCCAUUACUUUGUAAGUGAUGUUGCAAUUUUUUGCACAUGUUGUAGAGGUGUCGCGUUCAUCGCAUUAUGAAAAAAACGUGAUGCACUUCAUACCUCAUCAACAUUAGGUAUACCUAAUAGUAAAUUGUAAAUACUGUAGUGGUUUAUUAUAUUAUUUAAAGAUCUAUUACAAUAAUACUGCCAAUCAAAAUAUACUCUUAGAAUAUCCUCUUACCUUAGUCGCCAGAAAUGGUUACAAAAUCCUCCAACCCGAUUAGUUUAUGAUCUAAUUAACUAUAAUCUUAAAAUACUUAAUUUAUUGUGUAAUAUCUGAAUAAUGGAAGAAUUCGAUUUUUUAAAUGCGAACCAGUGAGUGAUAAUAAAGUAUUUUGUUAAGAUUGAA
This is a messenger RNA of Tribolium castaneum (red flour beetle), 5911 nucleotides long. RefSeq names its product Chitin deacetylase-like 5 (gene Cda5). Gene Ontology annotation, cellular component: extracellular region. Lineage: Eukaryota; Metazoa; Arthropoda; Insecta; Coleoptera; Tenebrionidae. The transcript is spliced from 17 exons. The coding region runs from base 208 to 5220 and encodes 1670 amino acids. The record is from RefSeq and is a predicted model, not a curated record. Gene Ontology annotation, biological process: carbohydrate metabolic process. Gene Ontology annotation, molecular function: hydrolase activity, acting on carbon-nitrogen (but not peptide) bonds; chitin binding.